Molecule: messenger RNA, 5109 nt
Organism: Oncorhynchus nerka (sockeye salmon)
Lineage: Eukaryota; Metazoa; Chordata; Actinopteri; Salmoniformes; Salmonidae
Exons: 2
Coding region: 2685-3386 (233 amino acids)
Molecular function (GO): methyltransferase activity; 2-oxoglutarate-dependent dioxygenase activity
Source: RefSeq, a predicted model, not a curated record
UUCUGCAAGGUAUUUAUUUCAUAGUGUCAAGUUUGUGAAAUUCAAUGAUGAUUUUCAGUCCUGCCACUUCAAAUGACGAUCUUGCUCAGCAUUCUAUAGGCAGACUUGGCUAUUAGUCACAUAAACCACAUAUAUGUUUCUGAUCAUAAGACAUAAAUAACAAAUAAAUAGUGAAAAGAUGGGUGCUACACAUGUAUGGUGAAUGAAGCAUACUUUAAGAGCUCUAAAGUGGAAUGGUUAGAUCAUGAUGUACAGUAUACUGACCAUUUCCAUAAAUUCUGUCUGAUUUCCCAGAAGUCUCUUCUCAUUCUCUUCUUUCUAAAAGUAAAAUAAAUAAUCUAUCAGAGGCGAAAGUCAUUCAUUCAUAAAUCACUUUAAUUUCCAUAUAUACUAGAAAGCUAAGUGGUUGUUUCUUGGGUUUCUGGAAAAAGUGCCCCAGGUCUUGACAAAGAACACAUUAAACUGAUUGAAAGGUAAAGGGUGAUAUCGGCAAACAAAUGCCAUGGUCAAGGCUACGUCGGGCAGUGCAAUGAGUGGAGCUUACUCAGGUGUCCAAAAGCCCAUAUCAGACCGAGCCUAAUGCUUCUUAUGUAGUUCUUUAUUAGUUUAAGUUUAGAAAACAAUCUUUCCCCAGAAGCGACAGUUUCAGGGAUGGUAAAAACAGCUUGAUUUCCGUAGCAACAUCAGGGAAACUGGGCAGAAUGUGGUGCUUCACAUCUUUAAUUGAGCUUCUCAUUCUCCAUAAUUGCCGGUCUCAACACGUUACAGAAAGAGGAUAAAUAUAUAGGAAGCUCUGGGGACAGGUUGUCUGGAUACUGGACAGCCAAUAAAUUGGCAGAUGCAAACAGAUGAUCAUAUUUAGAAAACAAACGUUCUUGAGGGCUUGAACAAAAAAAGCAGUUAUUUUUCGUUCAUACUGGUGAGUUGUGUGGUUGUAGUAAGCUAGUGUUUUGAGGGUGGACUAAUUCUAUUAUUUGGUAUUAAUAGACUGGUUUUACACACAGCAACUUUCUAUCCAAGCUGGAAGAGAGCGGUAGGAUGGCUCAUGUCAUGCAGCUGUACACUCAGUGGCCAGUUUAUUAGGUACACCCAUCUAGUCCCAGGUCCCCCCUUUGCCUCCAGAAUAGCCUGAAUUAUUUGGGGCAUGGAUUCUACAAGGUGUGGCGUUCAAACGUUGCUCAAUUGGUAUCAAGGGACCUAAUGUGUGACAGGAAAACAUUCCACACACCAUUACACCACUGCCACCAGCCUGACACCAUGCAGGAUGGAGACAUUGAUACAUGCUGCUUAUGCCAAAUCCGGACCAGGCAAUGUUUUUCCACUCCUCAAUUGUCCAGUGUUGGUGAGAGCAUGCCCACUUCCACUUGAUUUAGUUGAUAGGAGUGGAAGCCGGUGUCGUGACAAGGACCAACGAGAGGACCAACGAGUUGCGCGUUCUGAGAUGCAGUUCUGCACACCACUGUUGUUCUGCACCAUUGUUUGCCUGUUUGAGGCACGCCUGUCAGCUUGCUCUCUCAUCAAUUAGCUAUUUACACCCACAGAACUGCCACUGACUGGAGGUUUUAUGUUUGUCGCAGCAUUCUGGGUAAACUCUGGACACUGUCGUGCGUGAAAAGCCCAGGAGAUGAGACGAUUCUGAGAUACUGGAAUUGGCCCGCCUGGCACCGACGAUCAUACCACUUUUGUAAAGACUGCAAGAGCCAGAAUCAGUGUUACAUUGUUGACAGCAUGAGCUGAUGCAGAAUGUCAAAGUUAUCUUCAGAAAGGAAAUGUUAGGAGGUUGGAGCAUUGGAGCACAACUGUAGUGAAACUUUAUCUGUCCUCCCCAGUGGAUGCUCCUCAGAGGAGGAAGGAGAAGACCAUCCUCCUCAGUGAAUGUCAUAAAAAUAAAAAUAGUGAAACAUUUAUAAAGUAAUCCUUUUUUAGAUAAAACUAUACAAAAUAUAUUCACGUCACCAAAUAAUUGAUUUAAAAACAUUGUUUUGCAAUGAAGGUCUACAGUAGCCUCAACAGCACUCUGUAGGGUAGCACCAUGAUUUAGACGGAGGACAGCUAGCUUCCGUCCUCCUCUGGGUACAUUAACUUCAAUACAAACAUAGGAGGCUCAUGGUUUUCACCCCCCUCCAUAGACUUACAUAGUAAUUAUGACAACUUUCGGAGGACAUCCUCCAACCUAUCAGAGCUCUUGCAGCAUGAACUGACAUGUUGUCCACCCAAUCAAAGGAUCAGAGAAUGAAUAACAGGAGGUUGGUGGCACCUUAAUUGGGGAGGACGGGCUUGUGGUAAUGACUGGUGUGGAAUAGGUGGAAUGGCAUCAAAUGCAUCACACAGUUUGCAGGUGUUUGAUGCCAUUCCAUUUGCUCAGUUCCGGCCAUUAUUAUAAGCCGUUCUCCCCUCAGCAGCCUCCUGUGGAAUGAAUAUAGUACUGAAAGCAUAAGCUAGCUAGCACUGCAGUGCAUAAAAUGUGGUGAGUAGUUGACUCAAAGAGAUAGAAAGACAACAGUUUAACAGUUUUGAACAAAUUAGUGCAUUCUUGAAGGAGGAGCAAGAGCGAGAGGGAGAGAGAGAGAGAGAGGGCUAGCUAUAUUUCGUCAUUUAGUUUCACUUUCACUUACUUACCAAAUCCAUAGAGCUAGUAUAGCCAACUCAAACACUCGGCUCAAACACCCGGCUCACACCUGCCUAUGACUAUCAAACACAGGAACUCUUCCAAGUCAAGGGCCGGAUUACCGAACAGGGACAAGACGGCCUACAAGGAGGAGGUGAGGGCCCUCGGAGUGUGGUGUCAGGAAAAUAACCUAACACUCAACGUCAAAAAAACUAAGGAGAUGAUUGUGGACUUCAGGAAACAGCAGAGGGAACACCCCCCUAUCCACAUCGAUGGAACAGUAGUGGAGAGGGUAGUAAGUUUUAAGUUCCUCGGCGUACACAUCACGGACCAACUGAAUUGGUCCACCCACACAGACAGCAUCGUGAAGAAGGCGCAGCAGCGCCUCUUCAACCUCAGGAGGCUGAAGAAAUUUGGCUUGUCACCAAAAGCACUCACAAACUUCUACAGAUGCACAAUCGAGAGCAUCCUGUCGGGCUGUAUCACCGCCUGGUACGGCAACUGCUCCACCCACAACCGUAAGGCUCUCCAGAGGGUAGUGAGGUCUGCACAACGUAUCACCGGCGGCAAACUACCUGCCCUCCAGGACACCUACACCACCCGAUGUCACAGGAAGGCUAUAAAGAUCAUCAAGGACAACAACCACCCGAGCCACUGCCCGUUCACCCCGCUAUCAUCCAGAAGGCGAGGUCAGUACAGGUGCAUCAAAGCUGGGACCGAGAGACUGAAAAACAGCUUCUAUCUCAAGGCCAUCAGACUGUUAAACAGCCACCACUAACAUUGAGUGGCUGCUGCCAACAUACUGACUCAACUCCAGCCACUUAAAUAAUGGGAAUUGAUGGGAAUUGAUGUAAAAUAUAUCACUAGCCACUUUAAACAAUGCUACUUAAUAUAAUGUUUACAUACCCUACAUUAUUCAUCUCAUAUGUAUACGUAUAUACUGUACUCUAUAUCAUCUACUGCAUCUUUAUGUAAUACAUGUAUCACUAGCCACUUUAACUAUGCCACUUUGUUUACAUACUCAUCUCAUAUGUAUAUACUGUACUCGAUACCAUCUACUGCAUCUUGCCUAUGCCGCUCUGUACCAUCACUCAUUCAUAUAUCUUUCUGUACAUAUUCUUUAUCCCUUUACACUUAUGUGUAUAAGGUAGUAGUUUUGGAAUUGUUAGCUAGAUUACUCGUUGGUUAUUACUGCAUUGUCGGAACUAGAAGCACAAGCAUUUCGCUACACUCGCAUUAACAUCUGCUAACCAUGUGUAUGUGACAAAUAAAAUGUGAUUUGAUUUGAUUUGAUUUGGAUGGGGACCACCUGGAGGUCGGGGUCCCCCCAGAUAGCAUAUGAUGGCAAAAUGUGUAGAAUAGCAGGAAAUUAUCUUAAAAACUGCAACAUUUUCUCUCAGUCUCAUGGCAAAAUGUGAACAAUAGCAUUAGAUGAGCUAUAAAACAGCACAUUUUUUAUCUCUGACCCAUAGCAAAUAGCAUAGAUUUGCAGGAAAUUAACUUUAAAACUACAACAUUUUAUCUUGACAAAAUAUCUACAAUAGCAUUAGCUAUAAAACUGAAAAAUAUGUCAACACAAAAAAUCAGGUCAGUGCCUCUGUGCCCCAAAUGUGGUAGUCCGGCCCUGUGUAUCCUUGGUAAUAUAUGAAAUUGUGCACAGGCCGUCCACUGUGUUUAGGAAACACAUUCUCAGCUACUGUAUGUCACUUACAAUGUUUGUAUUUUUCAUGUGCCUUGAGUGGAAAAGUCUCCCUGUUUGCUUGCAUUGCUGGCACAACUGCUAGCCUGAAUCUGAAGCUGGGGACACAGCAACACAUGUUCCAUUUGAUUUAUUGUAGAACCCGUUCCAGACCCGGGUCAGGUUUAUGGUAUUUGGGUUACGGAGGACUCUGAAGACAGAAUAUAAACAGAAUACUCCACAAGUACUACACAUAUUCCUGCAAUAAUUACUGUAUUGCGAAAGCCUGGAUACAAUAUCAGUAAUGCAGUAAGCUAACCUAUUGGUUGAAGUGACAUGGAAGCCACAAUAUUGAGAAUAUUCACAUGAAAUUCUUCAUUAGAAUGUAAUAUAUAUUCACAACAGGUCAGCAAACUGAUAUGCUCCCACACAUUGCACUCAUGUGCAAAGAUCUUCAUUGUAAUCUGGCAGCACAAACACCUUCAGUGUCAAUGACAACAUGGACCUAAAUGUGGUGGGUGUACUUUGUCAACCACUGUCAAGUUGUGUAAACAGAUUAUGUUCAAUGCAUUUCAAUAAAAAUUAAUUAACCUUACUGUCAUAUACAGUAGUCAGCAUACAUUAGUAAAGAGCAUAAAUGGUUCAAUUUCAUUCUACUACAAUACAUUAACAUUAGCUAAACUACAUUGCACAUGUCAUCUAACUCUUUUUGAAUGUGUUUGAUAUUGACUUUCUAACAGAAAUGGGAGCGUCAAACUGUGUAACCUGGAGUGUAUUCAUUCUAAAUGGGGCUCUUUAUUUAAAUAAAGAAAUAUGUAAAGUA